AUGGAGUACUUCCUGCGGGCCUUCGUAACUGGCACUGCAUGGUCAGCUGCAGCACUCCAGACUGCAAAAUUCAUUGGAAAGGGGACUUACAUGUCACGAAAGGUGAAGGAAUGGUCGAAGUCAUACAUCCUGGAUCGUGAAAACUUGCCAUUGGCAAAGUAUGGUGGCAAUUCGACGAGAUCGCGGAUUGAUGAUGAAGAUCUUAAGGAGGAGUUACUGGUUCAUCUCCAGUCACUCGGAAAAUAUAUUUCUGCAACAGCAGUUAUCAAUUAUCUUGCACAGCCUGAUGUACAGCAACGUUUCAAGCUCACUAAAAGUAUUUCAUUGGCAACCGCACAACGAUGGAUGGAGAACUGUGGAUUUCGAUGGACUACAGCCCGAAAUGGACAAUAUGUUGAUGGCCAUGAACGAGAGGAUGUAGUUGAAUAUCGACAGAAUAAAUUCCUGCCA
This is a messenger RNA of Suillus fuscotomentosus, 450 nucleotides long. RefSeq lists its product as uncharacterized. The record is from RefSeq and is a predicted model, not a curated record. The annotation marks the transcript as partial. Lineage: Eukaryota; Fungi; Basidiomycota; Agaricomycetes; Boletales; Suillaceae. The transcript has a single exon.